Molecule: messenger RNA, 1023 nt
Organism: Saitoella complicata NRRL Y-17804
Lineage: Eukaryota; Fungi; Ascomycota; Saitoellomycetes; Saitoellales; Saitoellaceae
Product: alcohol dehydrogenase
Exons: 4
Coding region: 1-1023 (340 amino acids)
Cellular component (GO): mitochondrion
Molecular function (GO): zinc ion binding; oxidoreductase activity
Source: RefSeq, a predicted model, not a curated record
AUGAAGGCUAUCCAAUUGACAGAAUACGUCAAGGGCCCCCUCGACCUAACCCCCACCACCCUCCCUCGCCCAACCCCCAAACCAGACGAAUCCCUCAUCCGCAUCCACGCCGCCGCAACAAACUUCUUCGACCUCCUCCAAAUCGCCGGGAAAUACCAGAAUCAACCACCCUUCCCCUGGAUCGCAGGUGCCGAAUUCGCCGGGAUCGUCGAGGAGAUCGGCGCCGGCUCUUCCUCUUUCAAAACGGGUGAUAAGGUGUUUGGGUACGUUCAGGGUGCGUAUGCCGAGUACUGCUGUGUCAAAACAUCCACACUCCUUCCUGUUCCGAAGGGUUGGUCAUUUGCGGACGCGGCGGGGUUGUUUAUUACUGCGCCGACGAGUUAUGCAGCGUUGACGAUCCGUGCGGAAGCGAAGAGGGGGGAGUGGGUUUUGGUGCAUGCGGGUGCGGGUGGGGUGGGGUUGUUUGCGAUUCAGGUUGCGAAGGCGGUUGGGUGUACGGUUAUUGCUACUGCGUCUACGGCGGAGAAGUUGGCGAUAUGUAAACGAUUUGGAGCGGAUCAUGUCAUCAGCUAUUCGGACACUGAUUGGGUGAAGGAAGUCCUGCGCUUGCGUCCAGGCGGGGUCGAUAUCGUCUUCGACCCCGUUGGCCUCAUUAACCAAUCCCUCAAAUGCACAGCCUGGAACGGGCGUCUCCUCAUCAUCGGUUUCGCCGCCGGUGCAAUCGAGCAAGUCCCCAUGAAUCGAGUACUCCUGAAGAACGUCAGUCUCGUCGGUGUGCAUUGGGGCGAGUACAUGAAGAAAGGCGUGGAAGCGGGGACUGUGGAGAGGGUUUGGAGGGACAUUUUGGGGAUGAUUGGGGAGGGGAAGAUUAAGCCUAUUACGAAUGAGAAGGUUUAUGAGGGGCUGGAGAACGUUGGGAAGGCGUUGAAAGCUCUUGGUGCGAGGGAGACUUGGGGGAAGGUUGUGGCCAAGGUGUGUGAGGAUGGGGAUAAGAAGCCUACGGAGGUGGUGGCGAAGCUUUAA